GCAGAAGAAGAUAAACCGUGACGAAGACCCGCGUUGAAAACGAGCUUUUAAUUAAAGUCACAAGUUAUUGUCAUGCGUACUUGGUGUGAUACUUUAAACAGCGCAAUACUGCAGUUUCCUCAAAACCAUAUGUCCACUUCUUCCUUCUUUUUUUCACGUCUUCCUUGCGGUUUGCAGGCGAAGCUGGAACUAAACAGUUCAGGAAAGUUUGCUGCUGGUGAGAUUUAUAUCGGGUAAUAAAAAUAAAAUAUUUUAGACUCCACAAUGGCAGACAGAAGGACUUUCAACGUGUUGGUUUUGGGUUUUGGGUUUUUAUUCAUUUUCACCGCCUUCACCACCUGUGGGAAUGUUGAACAAACUGUGAUUAAAAGCCUGGAGAAUGGCACAUUUACAGGAAGCGGGUACCACAGUCUCGGAAUCAUCUACGGGGUAUUUUCCUUCUCAAAUUUGCUUGCACCAGCAGUUGUUGCUGUAAUUGGACCUAAAAUUACGAUGUUUUUGAGCGGCCUACUUUACAGCGGUUACAUCGCCGUGUUCAUUGCCCCGUCAGCAUGGUCCUUUUACUUCACCUCUGUGCUGAUUGGCGUUGGAGCAGCAAUGCUGUGGACAGCUCAAGCACAGUUUCUGGUGGAAAACUCUGAAGCUUCAACCAUCAACAGGAACACAGGGAUGUUCUGGGCUCUGCUGCAGUGCAGCAUGCUGUUUGGGAACCUUUACAUUUACUUGGAUUGGAAUGGAAGAACAGAAAUAUCAGACAGCAGCAGGAGAAACAUUUUCACGUCCCUGCUGGUUGUCUCCAUUCUCGGUACGCUCAGCUUCCUGGUGCUGAGAAGGAUCCAUCAGGAAGAGGAGAUGCUGAGUGAAGAGGAAGGACAGGCACUGCUCUCAGCGCGCACCAUGUAUACACAAAGAGCAAACACUGCCAUACAGGACGCCAAAUUGGAAUUCAGAGCCAUCCUGCAGCUUCUGAAGACUAAGACUCUGCUGCUCCUGAGCGGCUGCAUGGCGUACAGCGGCCUGGAGCUGGCGUUUUACAGCGGCGUGUACGGAACCUGCAUCGGAGCGACUGCUCAGUUUGGAGACGCGGCUAAAGGACUCAUUGGGCUCUCUGGGAUUGUGGUCGGCGUUGGCGAAAUCGUGGGUGGAGGCCUUUUUGGAUUGUUGUUUAAGAAUAGUCGCUUCAGGCGGACCUCGGUGGUGUUUCUGGGAAUGAUUGUCCAUUUCAUUGCUUUCUACUUAAUCUUCCUCAACAUGCCGGACGAUGCCCCCGUUGUCGUUAAAACCACCACUCAGGACCCGUCCUACCUGACACCAAGCGUGGCCAUUGCUUUGCUGUGCAGCUUCUUGCUUGGACUCGGUGACAGCUGUUUCAACACGCAACUCUACAGCAUAUUGGGCCAUGCUUACGCAGAGCAAAGCGCACCUGCAUUUGCCAUCUUUAAAUUCAUCCAGUCUGUUUUUGCAGCAGUGGCAUUCUUCUACAGCGGUUAUCUCCUGCUGAUGUGGCAGCUCUUGCUCAUGGUCAUUUUGGGAUUCCCAGGGACACUCUGUUUCUUUGUGGCAGAGCGGAUACAGAAUGUCUCUGUAGAUUUACAAGAACCUUAGAAAGAAAACCUUUUAAUGACACUGUUGGCUGAAUCUCUGGAACAAUUGUUAAAAAGGAAAACCCUUUAAAGUUCAUAUAGCGAUGAGUUUUACAAUCCACUGAAGGUCAAGCAACCCAGUGUUUGUAAAUUGAAAAAAAAAAAAAAAAGCAUCAAAUAAUUCCUUAAGUUUCCACUACACAUUUAAAAAUAACUACUCGCACCUAUAUACAUCACUUCCUGCU
Molecule: messenger RNA, 1828 nt
Organism: Thalassophryne amazonica
Lineage: Eukaryota; Metazoa; Chordata; Actinopteri; Batrachoidiformes; Batrachoididae
Product: UNC93-like protein MFSD11
Exons: 13
Coding region: 265-1605 (446 amino acids)
Source: RefSeq, a predicted model, not a curated record